Pristis pectinata (smalltooth sawfish) is the source of this 7964-nucleotide messenger RNA. Its product is annotated as mitogen-activated protein kinase 10-like. Gene Ontology annotation, biological process: JNK cascade; protein phosphorylation. Lineage: Eukaryota; Metazoa; Chordata; Chondrichthyes; Rhinopristiformes; Pristidae. Gene Ontology annotation, molecular function: ATP binding; JUN kinase activity. The record is from RefSeq and is a predicted model, not a curated record. Gene Ontology annotation, cellular component: nucleus; cytoplasm.
UGGACUGCACAAUGGUUUAACACGGAUGAAGGCGGUGAUUCAGCAAAGUCUCUCUGCUCUCCAGCACCUUUUCCCGUCCUCUCUCCCUCUCGAUCUGUACUUCCUCUCCAUCCCGCUGUGCAUCUCUUUUUGUUUUGUUUUUUCUUUUGUGAACGGCAAAAUGUUUUGAAUCCAGAUUGCGGUGGAGGACUGUUGCCGUACUGGGAUUCUCUACAGUUGGCACGGAAUGGUAUUUAUGAGCCGACAUUUCUUGUACUACUGCAGUGAACCUAUCCUGGAUGUGAAGAUUGCGUUUUGUCAGGUGUGUGUUCCUUACAGGUAAACAAGGCAGCAAGGACCACCUUCCCAGUGCUGGCGGGAUCCUUCUUAAGAUAAUGCAGUCGGGCUCCGAUGAUGUCACUGGGUUCUGACCACAAUCUUUCAAAUAUCUGUGGGUGCGGAAGUGGUGCCAGAAGACUGGAGGGUUGCCUGUGUGACACCUCUGUUCGAAAAAGGGAGAAAAGGGUACAUCAGGGAUUUGGUAAACACGUGGAUGUUUCAUAUAUUGCUAAACAUUACAACAUGAGUAAAAGCAAAGUGGACAACCAGUUCUACAGCGUAGAAGUAGGCGAUUCUACCUUCACAGUUCUCAAACGCUACCAGAAUUUAAAACCCAUUGGCUCUGGGGCUCAGGGAAUUGUAUGUGCUUCUUAUGAUGCUGUACUUGAUAGAAAUGUGGCCAUUAAGAAACUCAGCAGACCAUUUCAGAACCAGACGCAUGCCAAACGGGCUUAUCGAGAGCUUGUACUCAUGAAAUGUGUCAACCACAAAAAUAUCAUCAGUUUAUUAAAUGUAUUUACACCCCAAAAAUCGCUAGAUGACUUCCAGGAUGUGUAUUUGGUCAUGGAAUUGAUGGAUGCCAACCUGUGUCAGGUAAUACAAAUGGAACUGGAUCAUGAGCGGAUGUCCUACCUACUGUACCAGAUGCUGUGUGGCAUCAAGCACCUCCAUUCUGCUGGCAUUAUUCACAGGGAUCUAAAACCAAGCAACAUAGUGGUAAAGUCAGACUGCACAUUAAAAAUCCUUGACUUUGGACUAGCAAGAACUGCUGGAACAAGCUUCAUGAUGACACCUUACGUAGUAACCCGAUAUUACAGAGCACCGGAAGUUAUUCUGGGGAUGGGGUACAAAGAAAAUGUUGAUAACUGGUCAGUUGGGUGCAUCAUGGGAGAAAUGAUCAGAGGCGCUGUGUUGUUCCCUGGCACUGAUCAUAUUGACCAAUGGAAUAAGGUAAUUGAGCAGCUGGGAACACCUUCCCCAGAGUUUAUGAAGAAGCUUCAACCCACCGUCCGUAACUAUGUGGAAAAUAGGCCCAAGUACACAGGACACACUUUCCCCAAGCUCUUCCCAGACUGCCUCUUCCCAGCUGACUCCGAGCACAAUAAGUUAAAAGCCAGCCAGGCCAGAGACCUCCUGUCCAAGAUGUUAGUAAUUGAUCCAUGCCAAACUAUAUCGGUGGACGAAGCCUUACAGCACCCAUACAUAAACGUGUGGUAUGACCCAGCCGAAGUUGAGGCGCCUCCUCCUCAGAUCUAUGAUAAACAGCUUGAUGAGAGAGAGCACAGUAUAGAUGAAUGGAAAGAAUUAAUCUACAAAGAAGUGAUGGAUUUUGAAGAAAAGACUAAAAAUGGUGUUGUGAAGGGACAACCAUCUCCCUCAGGUGCAGCAGUGAAUAGCAGCGACAGCCUUCCUCCAUCCUCAUCAGUAAAUGACAUCUCAUCUAUGUCAACCGAUCAGACCCUCGCAUCGGACACUGACAGCAGCCUGGAAACUUCAGCAGGACCCCUCUGCUGCAGGUGACUAACCGUCUGCCUGCGGAGCCACUUCUUCUUUAGAAAAUGAUGCAAGUACUAAAUACUCAGUGCGCCUCUUUGGAAUUGAACUAUUUAAAAAUGAACGUGGAAGUACUGAUGCUAAAAUAUUAUGUCAAAAUGCUUUGCUUAUGUCCCAUUCCAACGAAGCUGACGUUCAUUAAGAGUAUCAAGCAGCAUCAUUUCACAGUAUGUAAAUAUAUGGUUAUAAAUUAGCUCCCUGUGGAACUGGCUUUGAACACACAAGGUGAGCAGAAAAGAUACAGCAUUAUAGUUAAAACUAAAUGCACUUUUGUCUCCUUGAAGUUGCAAUAUGUGUCCCUCUUCCCACUUUUUUAUAUGCUUACUAUAAACACCUUGUAGAAUACAUUGCUAUAAAUGCUCACAUGCAUACCAAAAGGAUCAAAUUUGGGAUCUCAGAACUCAUGUGACAUGAUAAAAGCAACAAAAUGGCAGAAAAUGCAAUUCUAUUAAUCAUUUGAGCAUUGAAUGUCAUUGCAGUUUGAAAAACAAACAAGAACUGAUUUUCCUCUAAUUAAAGAUAGAUUGAUGCAUGUGGAACAUGGCCAUGCACAGAUAAUAACCUGUAAUGUUUUGUUUUGAUAUGUUACUGCCAUCCUUGAAUGGUUAAAGGGACUAUACUCUUUUGGCCAGCCCCCUAACUUGGCUGCAGUCCAUGUUUGCCAAAUACAUGUAAUUAAAAAAGUCUUAUUAUUGUGCACCAAUUUUCAUGGAACAAUAUAAUGUCUCUAAGGUGACAUUAGAAUGGUGGUAGCCACCUUCUGUUAUACUACUUUCAUUUAUUCAAAACUAAAUCAAAAGCCCUUCAAUAAAUUACAACAAGGAAGCACAUAAAACAUAUUAUGAUGUUGUAGCAAAUCAUUGAAAAUGAUUCAAAUGGAAUAGGAGUAGCAAAUUCAGUUAGAAUUGUGCUCUGAUUGAGAGAUCUAUAGAUCUAUACAAUUUCUGGUUUGAGAAGGCAGUAACUUUCGACCACAAAAAUAAAAGACAUGCACAUAUAAAGCGAUUGCACACCUUGCCGUAGAUGGCUGCACGGUCUUUAGUUGCAUUUGCCUGUAGUUGUGCAUGAUCAAACUUCCAAAUAUAUUACAGUAAAUGGAAGGAAAAAGUUAUACCUAGAUGUAUUGUAGGCUAUAAUGUGAUACAUUAUAUAUUCAGCCUGGACCUGAAAUAAUGUUGCUGUACUCUUAAACCCCUUAAAUGCUGAAUCUGCAUGGUCUCAUAAUUAAUCUUCUCUGUUCACAAGUAAACAUGGAGUUAUUUUGAAUUGCAUUAACCAGAAGCAAAUGACUAUUUAAAGUUAAAUCAAAAGCUUUAACUGACAGGCAAAACUUUAGAGACAAACAUUCAGGACUUAAGUGAUGCAAACUGUACCAAAAAAUAGCAUUGUGAUUUACAAUCCCAGUGAGAUCAUUUUAGAUAAAAUUGUACCAAUUCAACUUAAAAUCAAGAUUGAAAUGACACAAUAGAAAAUGACACAGCGCUGACCAGAUUGAAUUGAUUGUUUAGUGGAAAAGAAAUAGCUUCAACCAAAAUGGCUGAUUUCCAAAUGAACGUUAGAAGUGACUGGCUGAUUGAGAAUCUAAUGUUCUGAGGAACAUUUUGUGGGUUAUUGCAAGAGUAGUCAGGAUUUAGCACAGCUUUGUUUGCCUAAAGACAAAACAAUACAGAUAGCUGAAGCUAUAAAACAAACAGGGAACAUUUUAGCAAUUAAUGUACCUGGGCAAAUACCGACUCACCUAUCACCUGUCAGCCAGUGCUCCUCCCCCUCUCCUGACCUUCUUAUUCUGGCUUCUGGCCUCUUCCUUUCCAGUCCUGAUGAAGGGUCUUGACCCUAGACGUCGACUGUUUAUUUCCCUCCAUAGAUGUUGCCUGACCUGCUGAGUUCCUCCAGCAUUUUGUGUGUGUAAUUUCAGGUUAGGUUAAUGUUUGAAUUUUACAGUAGAGUGCAGUCUCUCUGUCUUGCCAUUUUGAGGGCAUUGUCUAAUUUCUUGAGGCAGCGUUGUUGGCACAGAGCUUUGCCAGGAGUGGGGGCAGAUCUGAAAUAUCCAGUUCCUGACUCCCGAUGUUGAUUUGAAUUAUUAAGACAAAAUCUGGAGGAAAAAAUGAGCCUACACUGCUGAAAAAUGUGACCCAAAUGUAAUCACAAUAUUUGUUUUAAUAACUGUAUACCCUGGAUUUCUCAAUUUAAGCAGCAUUCUGCUCAGUGUGCACACAUCACUGCUGAGGUAGAUUUCUUAGAAGCCAAUUAAUAUAUAAUUAUGAAGUGUGUUUUUCUUUUGCAAUAGGCAUUUUUUUCCUCUAUGAAUUAUUGAAUUUUAUUAGGCAGCCCAUUAUUUUUGCCUUUUUUGCUCCUCCCCCUCCUCAACUUGAAAGGGUACAAAGUUCCCAUGUUGAAGAUAAGAGCCCAGGUGAGCGAUCAGCCUGGUGCCCUAAUGAACAAAAGAUUGCAUUCUAGUCUGGUUAGCACUUGACCACAGAAACAAUAUCAUGCACAUCAACAGCCCUUUUUCAAGAAGCAUCCUUUGCUAUGCAGUAAUUCAUAGAGUUUACAUUAUUUGAAAUUGAAGAAGUGCUGUGGGUGUUGGGGGUGGGGAAGGGUGGUGGUUCUCAGAAGAAUAGGAUCCUUUUCUUGAGAAACAAAGGACUGCAGAUACUGGAAUCUAGACGAAAAACACAAUGAUGUUGGAGAAACUCAGCAGGCCAGGCAGCGUCCAUAGAGAAAAGCAGGCGGUCAAUAAUUUUCUUCUUCCAUGGAUGCUGAUCUCAAUAAGAAGAGCAUGGAACAGGUAGACUUACUUCCACAAGUUGUCAGCAUAUUAUAAGUUAGAGUUAAGACUGUAGAACCGUAUGGUCUGAAGCACAUCAACUCUUGUCAGCUCAUCUCACGAAGCUUCAUUGCUCACGUUUGUGAGAUGAACCUCAGACUACAGGUUUGAACAUAGGCAAUGCUGGUGCCAUCACCCAUUUUAUAUCUGUUCCAGUGAUGAACCUCAUAAAGAGUCCUGUAUUUCACUGCAGCAAUAAUGCUGUUUAACAAAAACUGUAUUAAAUAACCAGUGCUAUAACCUUCCUAGAGUUCAGUUGUAACAAAUUCUGGUCACUUGAGCACCUUGGGCUUCCAUCAUUGGCCAUACCUUUAGGUGUCCAGCACUUAAGUGCCAGAAGUUCCUCCAUUGGCCUUUUUAAGUCCUACCUUCUUAGCCAAGCUAUUGGUCAUCUGUCUUAAUAUCUUUCUUUGGCUCAAUUUCAUUUUCUACUCUGAUUGCACUCUGCCUUUUCUGCUCCUCCCCCUCCCCAACUUGGAAUGCACUCUUAAUAAGUACCUUGGGACAUUUUGCCAUGGAUUUUUUUUGUAACUCUGAAUUGUUGAUGAUAAUUUCUUUUUAAAAUCAUGUAAGUAAUUCCACUUUCAGUAGGCCUAAUCCGACGUAUUGAGUGCACAGGGUAGCAGCUAGAUCUUAAUGCUCUGCAGUCCACCCAUUGACUGUUCAUGAGGCUGGAAAGUUCUACUUAAUUCUCUCUUCACCGAUUAAAAAGUGGCCACCUUUCAGUGCUCAGUGAUGUUCACAUAAGAGGAUAUUGAGCCCAUCUCCCCUGCUCAAUGGUGCCAACAUUAAUACUCAAUGGUACCAAACAUUACUGCUUAAUGGUAUGAAACAUUACUAGUUGACCACCACAAUGCCAACAAAGCUUCUCUGAAAAUUUUAAAAUUUGAAUGCAAUGUACUUUUUACUUUGCUUUAACAAAAUAACUCCCAUGUUUGUAAGCAAUACAGUGAAAUAGCAAGAUUACAAGAGGUUAUUGCCACUCACUGCUUGCUUCAGUUCCACAGCACUGCUGCUUGAAGCAUAAUUGCACGAAAUAUUCCAAAGAAGGGGAAAAAAGAAAUAAAAACUGAAAAACAUUGUGUCUUAUCAAAAGAUGUAUCAAAAAUGUGACAGUGAUGGAGCACGCCAGACAAACAAUCUGCUCUAAGAUAGUCAAUUUACUUCUGCAACAUUCCUAUAUCUGUAUCACCUCACUGGGACAGAUUGAGUACACAUUGUCACAUAUAAUCAACUUUCACAUCAUGCGAAAAUAUCAUUAUAAUAAGAACAGCAGUCAUUGGAUUGAGGAAGACCCAGGAGCCAAGCAUCCCAUUGAAUAUUUGGCCUGUCUCCUUUAUGGAGCUGAGCUGAUUGAACAACUUGUUCUAUUGGGUGAGGUAGGGGUUUACAGCUGUGUUCAAUUUGUUUAAAGUAUCUAAUAAGAUGAUGCUGUAAAUUCUAGUUUUCCUGAGGUUUACCUUUUUAAAUUUGGCUGACAGAUUGAGUAUGAAAAGUUAAUAGGUAAUAUAGAGGACAUGGUCAGUGAUAUUGCAGUAUUUGAAAAGGUUAUUGAACCUCAAUUGUAUUCUAUUUUAUGUCCAAGCAUGUUCAGCACAAAGGGGUCUGAAUUAGUCAGCUCAGGUUCCAUUCACAAAAAAUAUGCUCGCAAAGCAUAGGAUAUUGAAUGGUUUACUCUAACGAGUUUUAUUGCUGAAUUUUGUAGCAGAUCAUUGCUAAUCACUAUGCUGAGGUACCCACUCACGGUCUUCGUGUUCUUGUUAAUGGCUUAUCUUCUAAAAUCAGUGGCAUGACAGGAUAUAAGUGAACAAUUCCUUUCUGAUUUCCUGCAGAGAUGUUUGCAAAUGGUUCACUUCAGGAAGUUUCUCCUAGACUGUCUGGGUGGAAUAACUUCGUUUAUGGAAAGUUAUGUUCAAACUUCUACAGUUACAAAGUUAAAAGUUCAGAAUUAACAAAAACGCAACAUCCCUGCAUGUGUCCUCCCUGAGGCUUCUGUCCUGCAGACUUAUAACAAAGAUGCCUCCUAUAAAGCUGAUGGCACAAAAUCUAAGAGUACGCUUCUCUUUCUGAAGGUAUCUGAAGCAUUGUCUGGUUAUACUAACAGUGGGAGGGGCUACUAUAAAGUUUCCUGGAGCUGUCAAUCAAUCACCAAUCAUUUUUAUAAUGAUCAUCUUCAGCAGAAUGUACUUCUCUUCCCCUCAUAGUUUUGUAUUUUCUCAUUUUUGGAAAAGGAGGGGCUUGUGUAAGUGUGACUAAUUGACAGGCAGAGCUCCUGCAUUUUGAGUUGCUGAAUCACUCUAAUAGCAAUAUCACACUGCUUUCGGGUUAAUUUGGAGUGUUAGUGAGUCCCAUCAUAAAUGAAGGGAGUGGGGUAAUUUGGGGUUGGGAGAGGGAAUGGCAGUACUAUUUUGUCCUAAAACAAGCCAUACCCUGAAUGGUUGAAAUGAGAUGUCCAUAAACUGUAACCAGCAAUGAUGGGGAUAGGGGCAAACUAUCAAAAAUAACAAAUUUAAAUAAAGGACCUUCCAACACCAGAUAUUGCCUUUCUAAGCUUGGUAUGAUUAUUUGAUUAACUGGCUGUGAAAAAAAGCAGUUGGUUGUCCAGUUAAUUAAAUAUAUAAUGAUUAUUUAAUGACUGCCAAAUCCUUGUUGAUGGUGAGGUGACUUCCACAAUCCCCUGUUUGUGGAAGUUAUGCAAAGGGGAAAAGUAAUAACUGGAUGCGACAGCUCUAUUUUGAUGGUUUGCAUAUCUUUCCGAUUCUGGAAGGGGUUUACAAUAAAAACAUGUUUUGUUUGGGGAAGAGGAUUUUAUAUAAAAAAUGUUUUAAAAUAUUUUAAUGAGACUUCUCAAUACCAUUUGUCAGUUUAACUCAGAAUAUGUUCAUAACGUCUGGAUAUUUUCACUUUAACAGCGGUGCAAUAAGAUUUCUCUCUGAGACCGCACCAUUAUGAUGAGGUCAGCUGUGAUCACAACUGGAAUCUGAUGUGAUGACUUUGUGUCAGGUUUGAUUUUAAACAAACUCCGGUGGUUGCUUGUUUUAUUUUGUACUGUUUGUGAUCAAUUUUGUUAGGAUGUAAGAAUGAGAUAAGUGUCUGAACUCAACAGCAGUGCUUAGAAAGAUGGUUCCUCAAGGUCCAGCUCCAGGAUAGGACCUGACUUUUAAAAUCAAGACUGGACAGGAAAUAAAGCACUCAAGAUUUUAAAGCUACCAUGUAUGUAGAAAAUAUAUGUAUGUGAUUAAAAAAAAUCAAUAAAAUAUGCCUU